Messenger RNA from Anopheles stephensi (Asian malaria mosquito), 1993 nucleotides. RefSeq names its product elongation of very long chain fatty acids protein 4-like. The transcript is spliced from 4 exons. The coding region runs from base 339 to 1208 and encodes 289 amino acids. Gene Ontology annotation, molecular function: fatty acid elongase activity. The record is from RefSeq and is a predicted model, not a curated record. Gene Ontology annotation, cellular component: endoplasmic reticulum membrane. Gene Ontology annotation, biological process: fatty acid elongation, monounsaturated fatty acid; sphingolipid biosynthetic process; very long-chain fatty acid biosynthetic process. NCBI's taxonomy places the organism in Eukaryota, Metazoa, Arthropoda, Insecta, Diptera, Culicidae.
UGUGUGUGACGUAGCGCGUCGCAUGCCAUUUCCAUCGCUGCAACAGACCGGCAUCAUGUUGCAACGGUCAGCUCGGUGGAGCGAAAGGCAACAUCGGCCUACCAUUUCCAUAGUGACCCGGGUGCAGAACGCACGCGUCACGGACUUCGAAUCGCACUGGGGACAAAACGGGGACGGCCGCACGCACCAAACAUUAAAUUCGUACAGUGUGUCCAACUAGCGGCGCACGGCUUUGUCAGUCAUUGUCUGACCGUGUAAGGUGUUACAACGGUGUACAGCGGCUCGCGGCUGGGGUUUCGGGUUCUCGACGCACACACACACACCCACACUCAAUCAGGAUGGAGUCGAAUGGGACCGAAACGGUUGGAGAGUCACUGCAGCAACAGUUUGAUCAUUGGUACACCUUCCUGGUGGAGGACCUGAGCGACAAGCGUACCGCUCAUCUACCAUUCCUGCACAGUCCACUAUGGCCCCUGUCGGUGCUCUCCGUCUACUUCCUGCUCGUGUUCUACUGGAUACCGCACUAUAUGCGCGAUCGCAAACCGUACGAUCUGCGCAAACUAAUGCUGGCGUACAACGUGUUCCAGGUGGUGGUGUGCUACUGUCUGAUCCGGCAGCUCGUACGCCACGGCUGGACCUUCCGCUAUCUGUACACGUGCGAGCUGGUGGACUAUUCGACCAGCCGGGAUGCGAUCGGGUUCCUGCAUGCCGCCUACCUCAACUACUGCGUCAAAACGGCCGAGCUGGUGGAGACGGUACUGUUUGCGCUGCGCAAGAAGCGUAGCCAGAUUUCGUUCCUGCACGUUUACCAUCACGUGUUUACCUAUCUGUUGGCCUGGAUCUUCGCCAAGUACGUUGGAGGAAGUAUGCUCACGUACACGAUCAUCGUUAACUCGCUGGUGCACAUGUGCAUGUACUCGUACUACCUGCUGGCGGUCAUACCGAACUAUGUGCCCUUUUCGCUGAACAAGCUGAAGCGAUACAUCACGGCACUGCAGAUUAUACAGCUGGUGAGCAUCCUGGUGAACAUCAUGUUCGCCAUGCGCAGCAGUUGCGCCAUCCCGCGUACCCACAUCCUGCUCUACGCACCCUACAUGGUCGUGCUGAUCUCCAUGUUCAUCAACUUCUACAUGAAGACGUACAGUGGCAUCACGCGGGCACUGAACGUCUGCUACACCGACGGUGGCGUCGUUAAGAAGGUGAAAUAGUGAUCCUUUCGAGGGGUUGUGGAGCUGUGUUUUUUUUUUAAACUUGAACCCAGCCCAGUGUGUCACAGUGAGAAGUGUAACGCAAGCAGCGGAAGUGAAACCGACGAAAGUGAUGUGAAACGGAAAUCGCACUUACGAUUCCCAGUGAUCAAACGCGCUACUGGCCAUGCCAUCCGGGUGAUAGAUGGGAACACGCGGCGGGGGGGGGGGACAUUAUGGGGAAUCGCAAUCGAGUUGGGGGGCGCAAGUGCAAACAUUCUACUCCAUUUGCAUUUGCAUCGAUAAACUGAUGCAAAAAUUUAAUUGCACACCGGAGUUUUCUUCUUUUCUUUUUUGUUUUAAAUGUUGCAUCGCACUCGCGCACCAAGAGGGGAAACACACUGUAGAUACACACACACACACACACACUUGAUUUAGCGUUUGUGAUUGAAGGCCCGCGCUUAUCUUCUGCACCACCCCCAGUGGUAUGUGGAUGAAGAAUAAUUAAGCUUCCCGCUUCGAUUAGCUGAUGACACUGCGGAACACAUAAUUUCAUGAAAACACACAAAAAAGGAAAAAAGCACCCUAGCUGUAUUGCAUCAAAUGUGGUUAGCGUAAGCAUUCACGUGCAGCAUCCUGUAAGUGAUACUGCAAUGGAUGGAGAACAAAAAAACAUUAAAUUAUCUGCCCUAGCUUGUAAGAUGUCCAACACGCUCGCAGGGCACGGAUGGAAUGGGGGAAGUAAACUGAAAAGCUUUUUUAAUAUGGAUGUGAAAUAAAGAGAGAAUAAAAGAGGAAAAGUAAAA